Molecule: messenger RNA, 1592 nt
Organism: Cadophora gregata
Lineage: Eukaryota; Fungi; Ascomycota; Leotiomycetes; Helotiales; Ploettnerulaceae
Exons: 1
Coding region: 618-1322 (234 amino acids)
Source: RefSeq, a predicted model, not a curated record
CUCUAAAUUUUCAAAAAUCGAUUAAAAUUAGAGUUUCUAGCUAAGAAAAAUACAGACAAUUAACUAAAAUACAGACAGAAAAUCCGUCUAAAAUGCCUGUUUACAGACAAUGUCUGUAGGAAGUGCAGACAGUGUCUGUAAAAAAACCCCCGUAGGGUCAAUCCCGUCCCAAAACAGUUCUUGCUGACAACCAAGCCUCUUCCAAGCCUUCUUCGAGUCUUCUUCGAGUCUUCCUCAAAACUCUAACCCCUUGGACAUCGGGUGAUCACUUCUCAAUACGGCGCCUUGUGGUCCUCAGCCUUGUUAACCUGCUGCCUGGGACGGAGCUGAUCAGCACGUUACAUCAUUUGACGUACUCUCAAGUACCACAACGGGAUCGAGGCUGUGCCAGGCAUCAUCAACAAAACCAUACCAGUCCACAAAGCGACACCGAAUUAAAGCUUUACUAGCCCGCCGACAUUUCAUCUAGAGGUCUCCUUGGCAAGCUGUACAGUGACGACUAUCCCUCGCUUCAUCUCUAAGCUUCCCUCCCAAUCCCAAGCCUCGCGAUCUUCAAUAGUCCGAAAUACCGCACUACCACCAUCUCCUCCAUAUAAAGAAAGCACCUACUUUUCACCAUGCCCUUCACAAUCAAAACCCUCACCUCCAGCAACCCCUCUCAAAAACCCCGCCGCAACUCCACAAAGAUGUCCUCCUCGCAAAACAAGAACAACCAACCAGCCAUGCUCGCCUACCGCGACGAAAACAACACCUCCAUCAAAUACGCGCCCGCAACAACAGACCCCCAAAUCCAACACUCAAACGAUGAUUCUGAUGCCGAAGCUCUGAUCCCCCCAGCCGCACCACCCUCUGAGCUCUCAGAGCACGACAAGCAACACUUCACCGCCACCGGCCGUCCCCAACCCGCAUUCAAAGCCAGCGGCCUCGCAAACCUAGGCGGCCACAUGUACACGAUGCCUCAACUCCUCCCCAAGCGCUACACAGACGACAGUAUCAUCCCCGCAAUCAUCACAGACGUAAUCCCCACUCCCAAAGCUCCCGAAACAGAAACCGGAGGGAAGAAGAGCAGCUUGCUGAGUAAAUUGAAGGGCGGGAGCAAGAAGGACGAGCAGAAGGAUAAGGUGAUGAAGGUGGUGUAUAUGCCGCGGCGGGACUACCAGAAGUGGUUUGCGAGGGAUGAGAAGGGGAAUUAUGUGGGGAGUGAGGAGCAUAGGAGGUGGACGGAGGAGGAGCUGGAGGAGGCGUUUAAGCAGUAUAAGCCGGAUACGAAGGAGAAGAAGACGGGGUUGUUGAGUGGGACUGGAGGUGGGUUGAUUCUCUGACGUUUUUUUUUUGCAUUGGGUGUUUGGCUAACGGUGUCUGGCGUAGGUGUGAAGACUUCAGGUGCGCUGAAUGCUGUGGCGCAAGGAUUGCAGUGAUAUUUUAUCUGCAGUUGUGAUCUUGGAGUAAUGCGCAUUACCGCCGCUUUGCUUGUUGGAAUGUUUGACUAUUUUCAUGGAGAAGCUUUGGUCUGCGUCUCUUUACCCUUUGGCUGGUGGGAGGAUUGGGAGGUGGAUGGAUUGGAAAUACCCUUGCUUUUAGGCGCUGCAACU